Zea mays is the source of this 784-nucleotide messenger RNA. RefSeq names its product alpha-amylase/trypsin inhibitor superfamily. The transcript has a single exon. The record is from RefSeq and is marked provisional. The coding region runs from base 86 to 643 and encodes 185 amino acids. Gene Ontology annotation, molecular function: serine-type endopeptidase inhibitor activity. NCBI's taxonomy places the organism in Eukaryota, Viridiplantae, Streptophyta, Magnoliopsida, Poales, Poaceae.
GAGAAGACUCCAUCAAGCAGCUCAUACGUAUAUCACUUGCCAUGCCAGCCUAGCUUCUUCCGUGUCUUUCUUUCUCAAUAAAUACAUGCCACUCACAUGGUGCUCCUCCAUCUUCCAAGUCACCAACGCAAAUUGCACCAAGAAAUCCAUCGAGAGGCCGUCGACAGGGGAAUUAAUGGCGUCGUCGUCUAGCAGCAGCCACCGCCGCCUCAUCCUCGCAGCCGCCGUCCUGCUCUCCGUGCUCGCGGCUGCCAGCGCCAGCGCCGGGACCUCCUGCGUGCCGGGGUGGGCCAUCCCGCACAACCCGCUCCCGAGCUGCCGCUGGUACGUGACCAGCCGGACCUGCGGCAUCGGGCCGCGCCUCCCGUGGCCGGAGCUGAAGAGGAGAUGCUGCCGGGAGCUGGCGGACAUCCCGGCGUACUGCCGGUGCACGGCGCUGAGCAUCCUCAUGGACGGCGCGAUCCCGCCGGGCCCGGACGCGCAGCUGGAGGGCCGCCUAGAGGACCUGCCGGGCUGCCCGCGGGAGGUGCAGAGGGGAUUCGCCGCCACCCUCGUCACGGAGGCCGAGUGCAACCUGGCCACCAUCAGCGGCGUCGCCGAAUGCCCCUGGAUUCUCGGCGGCGGAACGAUGCCCUCCAAGUAACUGCGAAGAGCAUAGUGCAUGAGGAAUGAGCUUGUAGCUAGCUCAUAUGUCUGAAUAAUAAGCACAGCAAGAAGAUGAAUGCAUUUCUCGGAUCGUUCAUCCGGAACAAUAAUUAAAGGGGAUCCGGAUUUGUUCUUGUGA